GCCAAGAAUUGUGCAAAGAAAGCAAAUAAUGUGGACUCCACCCAAGCGGGCAGAGAAUACAGACUACAACAAGGUUGGGGGAGAAGCAAAGUAACAUCCACCAAGGGAGAUCAGGAGCCCAGGCUUCCUAGCCUCGCUAGAAAUUUGCAUACGACUUCCACUUCCUGCCUCAGAUCCUGCUCUGCCACUUACCUGAGCCCGGGGAGGGCGAGAGCAACCUGAAGGCGGAGAACCUGGAGAAGCAGAGCGACCACCUGGGGCCCCCCUCCUCCCGUCGUCGGCGUCUGUCCCAAGAAACAAGAUAGAAUGAGUCGGAGCAUUCCUGUGGAGGUUGACGAAUCGGAACCAUACCCCAGCGAGCUGCUGAAAGCGAUCCCAGAAAAUGCUCUAGAAGCAGAAUCAGAGUUCCCUGCUGCAGGCACAAGGAACGUGGCGCCCCAGGGCUUGUGGGCUCCUCCGGCUCCUCACCGGCCCCAGGGAGACUCUGCUGAGGUGCCUCUGGUACUUGUCAGCCCGCAGCGGCCUGUGUCCCAGGAGGUCGCCUGUCUGCGUGCUCGAAUCCUGGAGGAGAGCGAAGACAGCUUCUUCAGGAGGCACCAAGACGCCGACAAAGAUUUCCCCACAGGCUCCUCUGCAGCCAGCACGUGGGAGGCCGGGACUGGAGCCGGCGCCCUCCACCCGGAGAGUCAGUUUUCGUUUCUGGAAAAACACAUUGUACAACCAGGAUCUCAGCUUUCAGCAGCUUCUUCUGACGCUAGCCAUGACUCUGACAAAGCCGACCGGAGUUUACCCACUGCCUCAGCAGACUCCCCAGACAGCAACCAAGAGACGUGGCGGGGCGCCCAGCCCCACAGGAACCGACUGGCCCCAGGCCCUCCCACCAUAGACACGGGGUAUGAUUCCCAGCCCCAGGAUGUCCUGGGCAUCCGAAAGCUGGAAAGGCCUCUGCCCUUGACCUCUGUGUGUUACCCCCAGGAUCUCCCUGCAUCACUGAGGUCCCAUGAGUUCCCACAGAGAUACCCAGCCCGCGCCCAGGUGCAGCCUCCCAACCCUUGUGCACACACUCCGUGGGACCACGCCCACUGGUAUCCCAGAGGUCCCAACCACCAGGUGCCAUAUGGCCAUGACUGGCCUCCAGCAGUCUACCAGCAAGCAAUCCAGCCAGCUCUACCUGGACAGCCCCGGCUUGGAGCCAGUGGGAGAGGCCCAUACCCUGUGCACAGGGUUGUUCCGAAUUAUCCCAGCCCCUGGGACCAAGAAGAGAGACCUGCACAAAGGAACUGCUCCCUCCCUGGGCCUCCAUGCUAUCAGGAGCAGCAGCCACACAGCCCGCCGCCCCACCGAGCUGGGCUUCCCCAGGAGGCUCCCCAGGCUCCCGCCCCAGCUGCGCUGCCUCGACCCCCCAGCAACUCUCCAGCCAGAGGCACUCUGAGGACAAGCAAUUUGCCGGAAGAGUUGCGGAAAGUCUUUAUCACUUAUUCGAUGGACACAGCGAUGGAGGUGGUGAAAUUCGUGAACUUUCUGUUGGGCAAUGGCUUCCAAACUGCAAUCGACAUAUUUGAGGACCGAAUUCGAGGCAUCGAUAUCAUCAAAUGGAUGGAGCGUUACCUUAGGGAUAAGACAGUGAUGAUAAUCGUGGCAAUCAGCCCCAAAUACAAACAGGAUGUGGAAGGCGCCGAAUCGCAGCUGGACGAGGAUGAGCACGGCUUACAUACUAAGUACAUCCAUCGCAUGAUGCAGAUUGAGUUUAUAAAACAAGGAAGCAUGAAUUUCAGAUUCAUCCCUGUGCUCUUCCCAAACGCUAAGAAGGAGCACGUACCUACCUGGCUUCAGAACACGCACGUCUACAGCUGGCCCAAGAAUAAGAAGAACAUCCUGCUGCGGCUGCUCCGAGAGGAGGAGUAUGUGGCCCCUCCCCGAGGGCCUCUGCCUACCCUUCAAGUGGUGCCCUUGUGACUGACACUGUCCAGCCCCCGGGCCCUGCCAGGCUUGGGGCCCUGUUGUACCCCACCACCUUGGUAGGUGAGGCCAGUCGGUGGCAGGUGGCAGGUGGCAGGGGGCAGUGGAAGAGGCGCUGACGGCAGGCUGUUUCUCAGUCCUUCCAUUAAGCACCUGCCUCCUGGCACCUGCACAGGCGGAGGCUGUGGCUGCUGAACUCUGUGCAGUGGCCAGUGUCUAACUGGUUCUUCCUCACAGUAAGGGAUGUUGCCAAGCAGUGUAAACCACGAGCAGCACUUUCCUCCUAUCUUUACAAGCUCCUCUUAGGAGUUAGCCAGAUGCCUGUGUGUCCUCAGACCCAACUGAAUCCUGAACAAAUAAAACAAUGUUUACUCUUUUCUGA
This is a messenger RNA of Ochotona curzoniae (black-lipped pika), 2341 nucleotides long. It is a transcript of the gene TRAF3IP2, whose product is annotated as TRAF3 interacting protein 2. NCBI's taxonomy places the organism in Eukaryota, Metazoa, Chordata, Mammalia, Lagomorpha, Ochotonidae. The transcript has 10 exons. Gene Ontology annotation, biological process: positive regulation of canonical NF-kappaB signal transduction; humoral immune response. The record is from RefSeq and is a predicted model, not a curated record. The coding region runs from base 307 to 1956 and encodes 549 amino acids.